AUGUCCUGCGAAGCCGCAACAGUAUAUGCAUUAUUACUACGCAAUUAUCGAGUAUCAAGGAAUACUCGUGCUAUAUGGCAAUUUCAACAAAUUGCUUCAACCGGUGUUAUUAAAGUACCGUCUUUAGAUGAAAUCCGUAAAUCGUCCGAUGAAAUUGUCCUUUUAUCAGUAUUAGAUAAAAAUGGAAAUCAAAUCAAAAAUGCGAUUUGUACACCUUCAACACGAUUUUCUUACUUCACAAUGCGUUAUAAAUUUUCAUUCAUACUUGACAUGACCGACUCGUGUGCAUCGGUAUCUGUCGACGGUUGCCAUGUUUAUUUAGAAGCUCUAACAAAUUGUUUAUGCAUAUUAUUAUGUUCAUUAGCACAAACGUUCGCCUUGUCUGGUUGUGAUUUAAAAUUUAAUCCAGAAAUUUAUGUUUCAGUUUAUGUUUAUUUUCCAUUGAAUUGUGCACGUCAACAUCAAAUAUUAAUUCAUGGUUAUAAAUUGAGCUGGAUAAAUGAAUCGUCAAGUGCCAUUAUCAAUAUGUUGUCGUACGGCAUAACAACAUUGCAAUUAAUGCCUGAAGAAGCAACAGCCGGUUUAAUCAUAAUUACUGAUGGUAUUUUAGAUGUGCCAGCGAAUCUACAGUCAUUUGAAUCUGUGAUGAGACAAAUUCGUACGCGAAUAAUCAGUUGUUCAUUUAUACAAAUUGGUUCAAAUAUGGCACAAAAGAGUGGAUGUAAUGGUUGUUUUGGUCUUGGAAAUAUUCCCAAUGAAGAAUUACUAAAAUUUAUAGCCAUGUCUACAUUUGGUUCAUAUAUUAGUUUUGAUGUUGAUCAUAUCAACUGUGGACCACAUCUUUUGAAAAAAUUAUUUAGUAAUAAAAGUGGGGAUGGUUAUACUAUUAAUACAUGCGAACAAUUAAAUGAAUUUCAAUAUGAAUUAUUGUCAUGGGGAUUUCAUAAAGCAGUUGGUGAACAAUUUAACAAAAAAUCAUUAUUAAAACGAGAUUCUCUACCAACAAUUAAGGAUGGUCAAGAUGAACAUUUUAAGAAAAAUAUGCCAACACAAACUUUGAGUAAACUAUAUCCAACAUUACCAAUAUCAAGAAAAAAUGUUUGUCAAACGGUUUUACAGACAUCAUUAGAAAAUGUUUUGUGUUUACGAUUAAGGGAAGGUUAUACUGUGAAACGAGUGUGCAUUCAACGAGACGAAAUUGAAGUACAUCUCGUUUUACCUUGGCUGUAUGAUAUUCAAAUAUAUUAUACAGCAAGAUCAGCAUGGCCAUUAUAUAACAGUGUCCGAACAGAUAUUCGUGUCUACAAAGAAGCACCAGCCUAUUUUCUUUAUGAGUUACAUCAUUCAACAGCGUCUUGCAAAGGAAGUGUAGUCAAAGGAAACCUUGCACGCCGUUACAACGAUGUUGUACAAAGUGUAUCUAUUAUGGAUCGUCAUUUAACACUUAUAAAUACAUUUGCUAGUAAUCCAGCUUAUUAUAAUGUUCCGGAGACAAUUAAGCGUGGAACUGCUAUUUUUAUGUUAUCACGUAGUAGUGAAUUGCAACAAACACAACCGACAAAAGAUAACAAUUUACAGUUAUUUGCUGAAUUUUGGCGUCCAAUUGUUGUAUUAGAUGGAUCUUUAUGGCAACGUUUCAUGUAUACCCAUAAUUUAUGUUUGAUUUUAAUGCAUGAUCCGUUACCCACAUCAUUCGUACCAUUGAAUAACAAUAAUCAUUUACAAAAUACUCAACAUCCAACUGUAUCAUGUCGAAUAGCUAAAACUGAUUUUGAACAAUUUCUUGCCGAUUAUUUUUCAUUUGUGCUAUUGGAAGGACAAGCAUACAUCAAAUUUUUAUAUAAGAGAGAAAACGAUGAAAUUCCACACAGUUUUAUGUUAUUAAGAAUUAUUGGUCAACCACCAUUACUAUAUUUGAAAUUUGCAUUCCAAGCUGGGUGUGCCACACUUCAAAGACAUAAAAUCAUUGCUGAAUUUCGUGAACGUCUAUCCACAUUACGACAAAAAACACGAUUAAAAUCUGCCACUGAACAACGUAAACAACAAUUAUCUAAUGGUUCACUCACACUAGAUCGUCCAUCAUCCACAAACAGUCAUUACACUUCACAAAAAAUGUCCACUAUGUCAUCAUAUUUGAGACGCGAUGCAAUUGAUUCAUCAUGCUGUUUUAUUAUUAAUAAAAAUAUCGAACGUUUAUUAAUAAGGCCCGAUUCAUUUCCAUAUCAUUUAUGUAGUAUACAAACAUCUGAUGAACAUUCAACAUCUCGUCUUGAAUUUGAUCCAAAACGACAAGCUCUAUCAAGAUUUUUUUAUUGGAAAACAUGGAUUCGUUCAUUUGAAACAGCCAGACAUCAUGCAAAUAUUCCAAAAAUGGCUGCAGAUAUUGUUUUAGAUACAUUUAUAAGACGUCGAUUACAUGAAGGUUUUCAUUUUGCGGCGUCUCAUAAUGAUAUACACAAUCUCGUAUUAGAAGUUAAAAUGAAUACAAACAGUGAAGAAUCGUUUGGUACAUUUUCUGAUAAUGACGGACUGAAAUCAUAUAUGGACGACAAAAUACAAACAUGUUUAAUUCAAUAUAUUAUUUAUCCAAUUCAAUGUGGAAGACCAAUAGAACGAAAAGUAUCUGGUGGAACUGACCGACGAGGAUCAUCUAAUAUUGAACCUCCAAUGUUUUAUUAUAUUGUUACACAAUGUUGGAUUGAACCACAGCAUGGUGUCAUCGAAACUAACGCUUCAGAAUUAAAAUUUCUUAACAACUGUACAUACAAAGAAAUUGUGAACAAGAUUCUGUUUCAAUCAAUGGACAUAGACCCUCGUUCAACAAAAACAGUAACAUUGUUUCUGUUGUUGUCAGAUUUAGAUUCAGAUUUGUUUAUUUAG
Messenger RNA from Didymodactylos carnosus, 2880 nucleotides. NCBI's taxonomy places the organism in Eukaryota, Metazoa, Rotifera, Eurotatoria, Philodinida, Philodinidae. The record is from the annotation of a GenBank genome assembly.